AUGUCCGCACCUGUGGAUCUGACAAGCUCUAUAAUGUUACUCUUUUUCUUUUUCUUUUGCUUUGUGCAUUGUGUUUCACCUUUUUUCUCCUUAAAAAAUCUCAAAAAAUUCCCACCAUAUAACGAUGUAGUGACACAGGCAGGAACAGUGGAUCGAGCUUGUUUUUGUUGUGUGUGUGUGUGGAACAACACUACGUACGGUUUAAUUUCGGUAGGCCGUGACAACGGGUGGUUUCUAAUAACGACGUAA
Molecule: messenger RNA, 249 nt
Organism: Trypanosoma brucei brucei TREU927
Lineage: Eukaryota; Euglenozoa; Kinetoplastea; Trypanosomatida; Trypanosomatidae
Exons: 1
Coding region: 1-249 (82 amino acids)
Source: RefSeq, a predicted model, not a curated record